AUGACUCUACAAGGCAGAGCUAACCCGCUCAGGAACCAAGACAAUGCAGCAAACAACACAGAUACUGUUCCCAAGCCACUCGUCAUCCAGUGGGCAGUGCCUCCUCCAUCCUCAGCCCAUCCUAGUUUCCAAGACAAGCUGGGGAUGCUGUCUCCACAGCUGCAGCAUGAACCCACCAAGUCCAGGGAGUCCCUCCUGCAACAGCCAGCCAAGGACAAGACGGCGCCCCACCUCAUCCCGCGCCUCCGGGCCAUGGUCAAGAGCCAGGCCUUCAAGAACAUCCUGGUGGACGAGAUGGACAUGAUGCUGUCCCGUGCGGCCACCCUCAUCCAAGCCAACUGGAGGGGCUACCGGCUCCGGCAGAAGCUGGUUUCCCAGAUGCUGGCAGCCAAGGCUAUCCAGGAGGCCUGGAGGCGCUUCAACACCCGCCGCAUCCUCCGGUCUAGCAAGGCGGUGGUGAAGAAAACGGACGCCGAGGAAGGGGACAUCCCUUACCACCGUCCCCAGCAGGUGCGAUUCCAAUAUCCAGAAGAGAACCGCCUUCUCUGCCAGCCCCUCACGUUGAACAAGGAGACCCAGUUUCCUUCCUCUGACCGUCUGGCCCAUCUGCAGCCCUGGGCAGCCCAGGGCACCCCGGAGGCCGGCAUGCAGGCUCCCCAUGCUGCCGGAACGCCUGGAGCCACCUUUCUGCCACAUCAGACCGUAACCAUGAAGCUUUCGUGCCCAGUGAGUCUAGACACAAAACGCCAACCGUGCCUGGUGACAAGAACCUUCAGAAAUGCCUGCCUCAGCCACGCAGAGGGGGACACAGUGAAGACCAGUCAUGUCACUGCCGGAACCAACAAAACAGGGGCUCUGGAGCCACCAGUAGCCGGAAGGUAUAGCCAGGAAGUUUCUAGGUCAUUCAAGACCCAGGCCCAGACCCAAGCCCAUGUGGAAGCAGAAAUCCUCAAAGCCCCAUCCCAGAUGUAUCCAGUGGUCUCAAUAACCAACACCCCACCCCAGAUGUAUUUGGUGUCCACGAUGACCAAUACCUCAGCCCAGACUUGCCCGGUGCCCACAGUGACCAAGACUCCACCCAGGAUGUGCCCAGUGGUCUCUGUAGCCAAGACCCCAGCCCAGACAUACCCAGUGCCCACAAUGACCAAAACUCCACCCCAGACAUGCCCGGUGUCCACCAUAAUCAAGACCCCAGCCCAGACAUGCCCAGUGCCUGUGAUGACCAAGACCCCAGCUCAAGUGCGACCAACAGCCUCUGUAACCAGUAACCCAUCGCAGACACGCCCAGCAGCGGUCACGGCCAAGAUCCUGCCCCAGGUGUGCCUGUUGGCCUCGAUGAUCAAGCCCCCAUCCAAGACACGUCCAGUGGUUGCAAUGACCAAGACCACACCCCAGAUGUGUGUGGUGCCUGCCACGGUGAAGACGUCACCCCAGAUGCGCCCGGCAGCCACCACAACCAAAAGCCCCCUGCAAAAAUGUCUGGGAGUCACCAUGGCUAAGACUUCAUCCCAGACAUGCCCGGUCACCUCGAUGACCAAGCCCCCACCCCAGGCACGCCUGGCGUCCAUGAUAACCAAGACCCCAGCCCAGAUACGCUCAGUAGCUGCUGUCCUCAGGACCCUGUGCUCGGCCACUCCGGAAGCUGCAAACCUCAAGUCUUCACCCCAAGCAGCAGUAGCAGCUGGAACUUCCAACACUUUGUCCCACAUGCAUCUGAACGUGCCAAAGGCCAAGGCCACAGUGAAUACAAAGCAGGCGGUGGGGACUGUCAAAGUCUCGUCCCACUCAUACCUCAGUGAGGCAAAUGUCAAGUGGCUCCCCCAGCCCCGACUGGUAUCUGGGGCUCCUAAGGCUCCAGCCAAGCCUCCUUUGGAUGCUGAGAAAAUUAAGGCUUGCCUCCAGAAACAGGUGAAAGCAGAGACAAUACCUAGGACCAAUGUGGCGGCGGGAAUGCUGAGGUCCUCGACCUGGAUAAAAGCUGCUGAGGAAAGGAACAAAGCCCCAUCACAGGCACACGUGAGGAUGGACGUCAUUAAGGUCCAAUCCCAGGUGUACAUGCCUAUGGAAACGGCUGUGGUCCUGCCCCAGGCACAGCUGGCUGUCCCGCUGACCAAGGCCACAUCCCAGGCACGUCCACCUGCCCAGCAGACCAGUGCCCUGUCCCAGGCACAGCUGGGCAUGUGCCUGACCAAGACCCCAUCUCAAAUACGUCUGCCCAUCAAGCUGACCAAGGCCCCAUCCCUGGCCCAUCUGGUUACAUGUCUGACCAAGGCACAGUCCCAGGCUCAGCUGGUUGCAGGGGCGAUGAAGGUUCCAUCCCGAGUACACCUACCCACUAGGCUGGUGAAGACACAGUCCCAGGCCCAGCUGGUCACAGAUAAGGCCAAGGGCCUCUGCACAGCACACCAAUCUGUUGAACUCAGCAGCAAGACCCACUCCCAGCCGCUACUGACUGGGUCCAAGGCGUCCACCCACACCUGCCUGCACAUUGGUGCUAAGCUAGAUAAUAGACCAACCCAGCUCCAUCCCCACAGCCAUGGGCAGGACAAGGCCACCCAGGGCCUGCGCCCAGUGGCCCCUGAGAGCCAGGGCAUGCUGGUGCCUCUGUCGGCACCCACGGGGCACCCCAUGUGCAGUGACUCCUGGGGUGACAGUGGGACCACACGGGCCCAACCGUCGAUGCCCAGCCAGGUUGCUCCCUGCCAGGACGAUGCCACAGCCUUCCAGCUGGCCUCCCUGUGUGCCGAGCUGGCCAUGGUGCUGGGCUCCCAGGAGGAUCUCCGUGCCCUGCUGGCCAAAGCCCUGUCCCAGACAGAAGUACGGGCGGCUCUGAACCAGGCCCUGUCCAAGGAGAUCCUGGGGACCACUGUGGCCAAAGCACUGCCCCAGGGCAUACUGGGCAUGGUAUUGGUGAAGGCUCUGUCCUGGGGUGAGCUCGGCAUCACCCUGUCCCGUGCCCUGUCCCGGGGCGAGCUGCGGGCGGAACUCACAAAGGCCAUGCAGGGCAGACUGGCCGAGGUCCUCAGCAAGGCCUUGACAGAUGAGGAGAGGGCGGCUCUGAGUCAGGCCCUGUGCCAGGGCGAGCUGGGCGCUGUCCUGAGCCAGUCUUUGUCCCAGGCGGCCCUGAGGACUGCAGCCAAGCUCCCCAAGGCCGACUCGAAAACUGCGGGAAGCAGGAUGACCACGGUGCCGGCCCCAGUGGAGGUGGAUUACAGGGGGAGCCCACUGGCUGCGUGCGGGCCCGUGAAACCACAGCCCAGCAAGGGCCCCACGGAUGCUGGCAUGGCUGGUGGCCAGUCAUGGAACUCUGCUGUUCCCAGUGUAACGGUCAGGCCCAUGGACCACACCGCUGUGGCCCCCUGCAGCGCAAGGAGGCCAGCCAGGGGUGCUGGGCCGUGGGACGCCGUGGGCAGCAAGGUGUCAGCGGAUCCCAGGCAGCCGGGGAAGUUGACGAUGUCGGUGCAGACUGUAGAGGAGAUAAUCGUCCAAGCCGUGAUCACUCUCCAGGCGUGCAUGCGUGGCUACCUAGUGCGUCGUACCAUCAAGGUGUGGCACCAGUGGGCCACCAUCAUCCAAGCUACUUGGCGUGGCUACUGUGUGCGGCGGAAACUGACCCACCUCUACAGAGCCACCACAGUCAUCCAGGCUGCCUGGCGAGGCUACUGCACCCGCCGGGACCGCGCCCAGCAAAUGCUGCUCCCGGGCACGUGGGCAGAGCUGGGCAGCAGCAGAGCCAGGACCACCUCUGAUCACCGCUGUUACCAGUCUUGCCAGCCACACGUCUGCAGCCUCUGCCAGUCCCUGAGCACCGGGUUGGGGUCCCCUCCCAGCGUGGUGAUGCUUGUGGGCUCCAGUCCCCGCACCUGCCACAUGUGCGGCCACACCCUGCCCACGCGGGUGGUGCAGGGUGUGGGCCAGGGGGGUGGGCCAUGGGCCUGUGUCUCCCAGCCGGCUUCGCAGAGCUCCCAGCAGCUGCGUCACCAGAUCAAGGCGGCCACAGUCAUCCAGUCGGCCUGGAGGGGCUUCAAGAUCCGCCGCCAGCUGAAGCAGCAGCAGGUAGCAGCCAAGAUGGUCCAAGCCAACUGGCGAGGCCACCACACCCGCACCUGCCUCACCACGGAUGCACUCUUGGGGCCAGCAAGCCCAUGGAACAGCUCGCGGCACACGUACUGGCCCGGUGUCUAGGACCCUGGCUACCAACAUGGAGGACACUGUGGGAGGGGCUGUGUCUAAUGAAUAAAGUCCUCCACAGCCUGGA
Messenger RNA from Galeopterus variegatus (Sunda flying lemur), 4258 nucleotides. It is a transcript of the gene IQCN, whose product is annotated as KIAA1683 ortholog. NCBI's taxonomy places the organism in Eukaryota, Metazoa, Chordata, Mammalia, Dermoptera, Cynocephalidae. Gene Ontology annotation, molecular function: protein binding. The record is from RefSeq and is a predicted model, not a curated record.